Paramormyrops kingsleyae is the source of this 981-nucleotide messenger RNA. Its product is annotated as olfactory receptor 52E8-like. Gene Ontology annotation, molecular function: olfactory receptor activity; G protein-coupled receptor activity. NCBI's taxonomy places the organism in Eukaryota, Metazoa, Chordata, Actinopteri, Osteoglossiformes, Mormyridae. Gene Ontology annotation, biological process: G protein-coupled receptor signaling pathway. Gene Ontology annotation, cellular component: plasma membrane. The record is from RefSeq and is a predicted model, not a curated record.
GCUAUGACAUCAUCCAUGAACUCAAGUUCGAAUUUCAUUGUGCGACCUAUGUCCUUCAUUAUCAGUGGUUUCUCCAGUAUUCCCAAUAUUAAGUACUACUACGUUUUCCUCAGUUUUAUUUAUACUGCCACAGUGUUGGGAAAUUUAUUUGUCAUGGUAAUAAUCUACGUAGACCAAAACCUCCACACUCCAAAAUACCUUGUGAUUUUUAACUUGGCGAUGGCUGACUUGGGAGAGAGCACCGCCCUUAUUCCCAAAGUGAUUGAAACCUUUCUUUUUAAUACACAGGAAAUUUCCUAUGGUGCCUGUUUGGCCAACUUGUUUUUUGUAUUUUUCUUCAACUGCAUGCAAUCCAUCACUCUCACUCUCCUGGCAUAUGACAGAUUCGUAGCAAUUUGCGUUCCACUGCGAUAUAAAAGCAUCGUCACAAAUGCAUCAAUGGCUGUCAUUCUCACAGUGUUGUGGCUGUUUGAUUUAACAAUUAUCUUGUUUACAGUGGCCUUGAUCACCAGACUGUCUUUCUGUAAAUCCACAGUAAUUGAUAGCUACUUUUGUGACCAUGGGCCAAUGUACAGACUGGCCUGCAAUGACAAUUCUUUAAAUGCAGUGAUGGCAAUAUUUAACAUAGUGACAUUCAUUUUUCUUCCAUUGACAUUGAUAGGACUGUCAUAUGCAUGUAUUUUGGUUUCACUUUUUAAAAUUGCAUCAUGGGAGGGACGUCUAAAGGCCUUAAAGACCUGUUCCUCCCACCUGAUACUGGUGUUGGUAUUUUAUAUUCCAUUAGUUAGUACCUAUAUAGCUGCCAGGACCACCUCCAUCCACCGUGAUGUCAGGAUAAUUAAUACAUCACUCUCAUACGCCAUUCCCCCCAUGUUGAACCCCAUUGUAUAUUCUCUGAACACUGCCGAGAUCAAGGACUUUGUAAGGAAAAUGUUCAGAAGGAAGAGACACAAUGUUAUUGGCACUGCAUUUCAGAAAUGA